UUCUCUUCUUUGACUGUUAGGUUCUUUUGCUCUUCUACUUUUGUUUCAUCGGUGCAAAACCACAAAUGUUGAACUUGAGCUCACCAAUUUCGUCUCCCAUGGAGAUCUCAAACACCGGAAUCAUCGACCACGCCUCAGUUAUCUCCGAUCAAAAUCUCGAACAUCUCCGCAGUCGGCCGAACUCCUCCUUGCCUGACUCCAGUUUCCUUCUCCUUGGAACCCAGAGAUCGGACACGAUCGAUCACCAUAACAAUUUAAUCGCAAUAUCCGACGAGGUAAACCACAAAAUCGCGGAAUCUCGGGUUAUGUCGAUGAUUGCGGAAUCCAUACGGUCUGUGGAGGAUCGCUUGUCCAAAUCCAUCCGAAUCCUAAGAAAUGAGGAUGAAGAGCUCGUGGAUUUUCAGGAAAUUGUCGGAAGAGGGAAACAGAAAACAGGGGGGAAACAAAGGACGUUUUGGGAAGAAAGAAUGUUUGAAGCAGUGAAGUUAGCAGAAGAGGUUGAAUCGAAGAUCAAAUCGUACGUUGAGUUCUCGGAGAAUGAAAAGAGGGAGACAAAGAGAAGAGUCGAGGCCUUGACAGAGGAGAACAGAGAAAUAAGUGGCUUAUUGAGAGUGGCAUUUUCGGAGAAGAAACUGAAGGGGAUGAAUGAGCCAAAGAGAUUGGCGUUGCUACAGAUCGCAGAACGCGGAUUGCAGAGAGUCGGGCUUGGAUUCGGAUUCGGGUUCGAGUUCAGGUUCGUGGAGGAAAAUGGCAAUGAGUGCAGCAAAAACGAGGAGGAAGAAGAAGAUAGUGUUGUUAUGACAAUAGAGAAGACGAUGAAGAAUCUACGGCAUGAGAUCUCUCAACUGCAGAGAUCGUUGGACGAAACAUUGUCCGACAACGAACGAUUGCUGAAACUUGCGGAGGAAAAAGAUCAGAAGCUGGGAGAGAAUGCAACAUACAUAAACGAAUUGGAAAACCGGGAGAAGCUUUUAGCUCAAAACGUGGAAGAGCUAAUGAUGGAAAUAAGAGAAGCCGAAGCCGAAGUGUCUAGAUGGAGAGUGGCUUGUGAGUUAGAAGUAAAUGCGGGAAAGCUCGAGGUUGAAGAACGUAACCGAGUUAUAUCGAUACUGAAGGCGGAAAUUGAGAAGACGAGUUCAGAAUUGGCGACGUCGAAAGGAAAACUGAAACUGAAGGAAGAGCUAGCGAAAGCGGCAAUGGCUGCAGAAGAAGCGGCAGAGAAGUCUUUGUGGAUAUCGGACAAGAGAGCAGCAGAACUCCUCAGCCGCAUAGAACAACUCACGCGACAAUUGGAAGAAGCAGAUGUCGUGGAAUGCAACCGCAGAAAGCUAAGGCAUAGACUAUGUUGGCCUUGGAGAGCGGUUACAAAUGCUACCACUGCGAUUAGAAGAGACGAAAUGGCGAGAAAAAUGUCGUAAGCGCUGAUACCAGAGUUUUCCUACGAGGGAGUGGCUGAAUUCAAAUUUUCUAUGGACACCGAGAUGUUGAACUUUCCGUUGUGAUUCAAAAAAGAAUAAGACAUGGCUUUAGCCAAUACGUAGACAAGACAAGAUAGUUCGUAUGCGACUUUCCAAUCACACCUUUGCUUGGUGAUAACAUGUAUUUUGACGACAUUUUGGUAUAGGAUGUCUAGCCAUGGGGUGAUUUUUGUUAUCCAUAUAACACAAUCUGCGCAGUUGGAUAUGAGUUAUGAGACUCAAACGUUGUAUAUAUAAUGCUAAUGU
This is a messenger RNA of Tarenaya hassleriana, 1724 nucleotides long. RefSeq lists its product as uncharacterized. The record is from RefSeq and is a predicted model, not a curated record. NCBI's taxonomy places the organism in Eukaryota, Viridiplantae, Streptophyta, Magnoliopsida, Brassicales, Cleomaceae. The transcript is spliced from 5 exons. The coding region runs from base 66 to 1418 and encodes 450 amino acids.